AUGCAAGCCAUCCCCCUGUUACCCGGUUCUGAGGACCCGGAUCCUGAGGAGAAGCCUAAAAAGCCCCGUUUAACGGCAUCUCAGCUACAGCGCAAGAGAGAAUUAGAUCGAGAUGCUCAACGAUCUAAUCGCGCUAGAACCAAAAGCCGCAUUGCACAUCUGGAGAGCCUUGUGAGCAUAUUGCAAGCCCCAGAAGCGACCAGUGACAGGACCAAUGAGCUCAUCGCCCAAGUGAACAACCAGAAAGUACAAAUUGAUAAGCUGCUUGAUGCAAUUUCAGGCAUUUCCAAGAUUGUCAGCUCUACAAAGGACUGUGAAACCGUUUUACAGACCGAAGGCAAUUCGGAUUACAUCGUUCCUUCAAUUCUUCCAGAGCAACAUCUCGGAGAACCCCAGCAUCCGGUUAUCGAGGAUGUGGUUGACAAGCUUGAAAGACCGCAUCCAUUGAGGGUCUCUAGUCUUGAUAGUCAGACGCUGAGCAGCUUGCGAGAGGGUCUGACGGGCUAUAGGACACACCGUGGAAGCCAUCUAUCAGACGGUGACUCUCUCCACAUCGGAAGUGGCACCUCGACAUCGCCUGAAGAUCUCAACCACGAAAGGAUUCGACAGUUGACUCGUGGACAAAGAAAGAGGGAGACACAAAUCAUCAGACAAGGCCCCCAACGAACGGCUGGAGGGAAGGAUCGUGUCAGUCAAAUUGCCAGUGAAAUUCUCGAGAACUGUACUCUCGAUGGCCGGUUAUGGUAUCUUGCAGGCACUAUACUUCAAGUCAUCCUGGAUAAACCUGAUCAACACUUGACUCCAUCAGAAUAUGGUGAAGACAUAGCGGUCCGCGCUGUCUUGCGUGGCUGGGCGAGCACUGCGUCUCAUUAUGAUCUGGAUGCAGGCUGGCAAUGGCUGCGUCAUCUUGAUGAAGCCUUAUACUCAUCACUCGGGUUACCUGAGAGACUAUCGAUAUUGCGAAUGAUGAGACUUCAAUAUCUGGCACAAGUCGAUCCAGAGUCCAAGCACUUGCUCCCACUACCCGCAUUCUUGAAAGCACGCCCGGCUCAGAUUCACAUUGAUCAUGAUCCACUAGUCGAACACUUUGUUUGGCCAGGUCUCCGAGAACAUCUACUCUUCAGCCCCAGAAAGUAUGCUACCAACACAUUCAUGGAGGAAUUCCGAAAUCAAUGUACAUUUAUGUGGCCGUUCGAACCGGAAAAGACAUUUAUGCGUAACACUGUCACCGGUCUUUAUUCCUACUCACCAGAGUUCAUCCUUCGACAAAAGGAUCUACGCUGCUGGACCAUGCGGCCCGACUUCUUUCACAAAUUCCCCGAGCUUAGACCUGACAUUCCAUCGUUCAGUCCACCCUUAUUGAACGCAGGACUUGUACUUUCCUUGCCGACUUCGAAUGUACGUAGCAGUAAUACCAACAUUUUUGGGAAGGCCACCACUGUCACGGACAGAGAUGAUGAGAUGGAUGGUCUGAUCUGUCCGUUCGGGCAGUCCCCGGUCACAGGGCAGGUGGGCCCUUUGGAGGUUGUGGGCCCAGAUUGGGGCCCAACGAUGGCUUGA
Exophiala bonariae is the source of this 1560-nucleotide messenger RNA. RefSeq lists its product as uncharacterized. The record is from RefSeq and is a predicted model, not a curated record. Bases 1 to 1560 code for a protein of 519 amino acids. The transcript is spliced from 4 exons. Lineage: Eukaryota; Fungi; Ascomycota; Eurotiomycetes; Chaetothyriales; Herpotrichiellaceae.